UGAGUCCACUUUUUUAUUAGUUAGACAAUAAGAAGUAUAAUUAUGUGAGAAAACAUUAAUAAAACUUUUACAACUUUCCAUUUUCACUCUUUCCCUUCGUUUAUAUAAGACCCUUCCUUCCCAUCUCUCUCAAACACCCAGUCUUCCAUUCAAAACGUUUCUCUUCUAUUCUCUUUCUCACUUACUAGAUCUUCUAUUAAAAAUCCCACAAAGAAGCCAUGGCUAAGGGAGGCAAUAAGCUCACAAAGCUCAAAUCAGUCUUGAAAAAAAUGCAAUCUUUCAAGAUAGGUCGAUCUUCAACAAUUCUUGCUCUGGAUGAUUCACAUUCCUAUGAAGACCAACACACAGUCCACGUUGGUAAAUCACGCCGACAUUACCUCGUUAGCUCCGACGUUGUCUGUCAUCCACUUUUCUUUGAACUUGCUGAAAGAUCAGGUGAUUCAAUUGCAGUUGGAUGUGAAGUUGUUCUUUUCGAAUACUUGCUUUGGAUGUUCGAUAAUGCUGAUCCACAACCCGAGUCAUUGGAUGAGCUCGUCGAGUUUUACUCUUGCUGAACUAUUUUUGCAUUGCGGGAUUUUUCAUCAUGUGGUAUAUACGAUACAGUUGUAAAUUUCUUUCCAAAGUUAUGGAGUUUUAUAAACUUAGAGCUAUUAGGUAAGAUGAUGAUGCAUAUGUACAGAAAAUUUAGAGAAGGCCAUGUAUAAGGCAGAGCCGGGCAGUGACAGUUCAUUUCCGUUACUGGCUGGGCGACGAGGAAUUAAUUAACCCAUUCGUAAUUGGUGGAUAGA
Molecule: messenger RNA, 788 nt
Organism: Lycium ferocissimum
Lineage: Eukaryota; Viridiplantae; Streptophyta; Magnoliopsida; Solanales; Solanaceae
Product: auxin-responsive protein SAUR76-like
Biological process (GO): response to auxin
Source: RefSeq, a predicted model, not a curated record